Molecule: messenger RNA, 2713 nt
Organism: Malus domestica (apple)
Lineage: Eukaryota; Viridiplantae; Streptophyta; Magnoliopsida; Rosales; Rosaceae
Product: sucrose nonfermenting 4-like protein
Source: RefSeq, a predicted model, not a curated record
UGGAUGUUUUCAAUCAGAUUCUUCACUCAGAGGACACAGCUUUUGGAGAUCCAAACCCAGCUCUCUCUCACUAACUCACUAUCUCUCUCUCUCCAAUAUUUCAGUAUUAGGGUUUUCUUCCUUAUCUUUCUGUUGCCCUCAAAAUAUGCACUAAAUUACAACACAACCACUAUAGUAGUCGAAUUCCUCCACCUAGUUUCAGAGACGCAGAGCUCUGGGAUGGGAUUUGGUGGUAAAGUCUCCGACUUGGGGUAGAUCACAGAUCAAAUUGUGGAAAAUGCCCUGGCUUUUUGCUGAGUUUUGUGGGUUUUCUUCCUGCCGGCUGAUUUGUUGACCUUUUGGACUGAGAAUUUGAUCAGAGAGUGCUGAGAUUGAAACAUAGCAAAUUUUGUGUUUUGGGUUUUGAUUUGGUGGCACUGCAUGUGCAAGCAUUGAGGGUCCUCUGCUCAGUUGUGGAGGAUCCCCAUUACUAAGCAAGAACAAAGGAAAAAAACAGAGUGGGGUUUUUUUGAAGUGUGAUUUGAUAAAAGGGUUCUUAAAUUCUGGGAAAAGUAGUGUGCUGGGUUGGUGGGAUUGGGGUUUUUGUGGCAAAUAAUCAUCUGGGAAGGUGUCGAAUUUUGCAGUUUCUGGGAUUUUUUGUAUAAGUUAAUCUACUUUGGUGGGAAAUGUUUGGGUCUGGUUCGGGUGCUGCACAUCAAAGCAGUAGACUUUCAGUACCAGUUUUAAUUCCGACGCGGUUUGUCUGGCCUUAUGGCGGAAGGAGUGUGUUUGUCAGUGGUUCUUUCACAAGGUGGUUGGAACAGAUACCUAUGGCUCCAGUGGAGGGGUGUCCAACUGUUUUUCAAGUUGUUUGGAAUUUGACGCCCGGGUAUCAUCAGUACAAAUUUUUUGUUGAUGGCCAAUGGCGACAUGAUGAGCAUCAGCCUUUUGUUAAUGCGAAUGGUGGAGUAGUGAAUACCAUCUUUCUAGCUGGAGAAGAUGUGGUUCCUACAAGUUUCAGUCCUGAGACUUCUGGUGGAUCCAAUAUGGACUUAGAUAUGGUUCCUAGACAAGUAGAAGCAGUUCCUAGGUUCUCGCAAGCUGAUCUCGAUAUCUCUCGUCAUCGUAUAUCUAUGUUCUUGUCCAGACAUACUGCUUAUGAGUUGCUUCCCGAGUCAGGCAAGGUAAUUGCCUUGGAUAAUAGUUUACCUGUGAAGCAAGCAUUCCAUAUCCUACAUGAACAGGGAUUACCUAUGGCUCCUCUGUGGGAUUUUGAGAAGGGCCAAUUUGUUGGAGUUCUUAGCGCAAUGGACUUCAUCCUAAUCUUGAGAGAGCUUGGGAAUCAUGGAUCCAACUUGACUGAGGAAGAGCUUGAGACUCAUACUGUAGCAGCAUGGAAAGAGGGAAAAAUAAAUCUUAACAGACAACUUGAUGACAAUGGGAGAUACUGUGCACCGCGUCUUGUCUCUGCUGGCCCUUAUGAUUCUCUCAAAGAAGUUGCUAUGAAAAUUUUGCAAAACAAGGUGGCAACGGUUCCAAUUGUCCAUUCAACUUCGCAGGAUGGUUCAUUUCCACAACUAUUGCACCUUGCUUCCCUCUGCGGAAUACUAAAAUGCAUAUGCAGGCAUUUUAGACAUUCUUCUAGCUCCUUGCCCAUACUCCUACAUCCUAUAUCUGAGUUUCGUUUAGGCACAUGGGUUCCAAAUAUUGGACAGUCAAAUGGACGGCCAUUGGCAAUGUUGAGACCAAAUUCAUCUCUUGCUGAUGCCUUUUCUUUGUUGAUACAAGCUGACGUUAGUUCAAUACCUAUAGUGGAUGGUAAUGAUUCAUUGCUGGAUAUUUAUUCGCGAAGUGAUAUCACUGCUUUGGCCAGAGAUAAAGCUUAUACACAGAUUCGCCUUGAUGAAUUGAGCAUCCAUCAGGCAUUGCUACUGGGACAAAGUGAAAAUCCUCCUUACAGCUUCAAUGGGCAGAGAUGUCAGAUGUGUUUGCAGUCAGAUUCUUUGCAUAAAGUGAUGGAGCGCUUGGCUAAUCCGGGGGUUAGGAGACUUGUGAUUGUGGAGGCCGGCAGCAAGCGUGUAGAAGGGAUUAUUUCUUUGAGCGAUGUAUUCAGGUUCUUGCUAGGCUAGCUUAAAUAUGUCAAGCUGCUAUAUACCAUGACAUGGCUUUUGGGGUGGGAUUGGGGGUGAUUUUCUUUUCGGCGCGUUUUUUGUCUUUGCACUUGCUGAAUGGCUUCAUUUAAUCACUCAAAAGUCUUUCAUGGGUGCCUCGUGUUUCUGAGCCCUGCCUUACUUUAGAAUAGAAAUUUCAAAGAGAAAAAAAAAUCUGUAAAUUGUGAGGAUUCAAAUUUUCCCCUUUUCAUUUGUAUAAACCUUUAACUUAUCAACUCUGCUUUGUCUUCCAUCUCUUAUAUUGUGUAAAGCGUAUAUGGCCGUUCAAGUUUUUUGGGUUUUUGUGAAGUGGGCUAGUGGGAUGGACUAAUGGGCGUUGUAGGAUUGAAAUUGAGUGGCCUGGAUCUCUCGGUCCGCGGGCUUGCACACAGAGAUCCGGAGUGGAUCUUAGUCCCAUCUUUUAUAUUGUGUAAAGUGUAUAUGGCAUCCAUGAUUGUGGUGGGCUGCAUUUAAAAGUGGGUUUCAAUGUUUAGUUUUUGUGCACAUUUUUGCAAAGCACUUGCUGUACCUUGCAUCGCAAGAAACCAACUGCUAUAGGUAUUGUUACGUUUUAUUUGCUGAAA